Dreissena polymorpha is the source of this 1352-nucleotide messenger RNA. RefSeq names its product vitelline membrane outer layer protein 1 homolog. The record is from RefSeq and is a predicted model, not a curated record. The coding region runs from base 35 to 631 and encodes 198 amino acids. NCBI's taxonomy places the organism in Eukaryota, Metazoa, Mollusca, Bivalvia, Myida, Dreissenidae. The transcript has 3 exons.
UCGGGCCAAAUUACAAGAUUCGUUGGCAAGUAAAAUGUUAAGGAUAUACAUUUUCAUCCUCGUUCUUUGCUGCGCUGGACACAUUUACGGAUAUCUUCUUCAAGAUAUGCAGCGAAACAUUGUGAAGAUUAUUACGUCAACUAGUCAUGGCAAUUUUGGCGACUGGCAUGAUCGUCAGUUUUGCGUCAAAUCUGCUUACGCAUUUGGACUCCAAAUAAAGGUGGAACAACCAGUGGGCCGUGGAGACGACACUGCCCUCAAUGGAGUAAAACUCCAUUGCGCUUCUCGAGAUGAAACAAUUCACGGAUCAAUUUCUUCUGGUGUCGGCCAAUUUGGUUCAUGGAACAGUCCAACCUUCUGUCCAAGUGGACAAUUUAUGUACAAGUUCAGGCUAAAGGUGGAAUCGCCACAAGGAACUUUUGGCGACGAUACCACCGCCAAUGACAUCGUGUUCGAAUGCAGCCGCAUUGAUAGCAGAGGAUGCAAUUUGACUACAGUAUUUGCUGAAGGGGGAGCUCAGUGGGGUGACUGGGGUGAUUGGAGCGACGCCUGCCCAGUAAAUUCUGCAUUUUGUGGCAUACAAACCAGGGUCGAAGCACCAACCUCUGGAUCUGAUGACGGCUUUAAAUGACGUGAAAAUGUUCUGUUGUGAUGAUUAGGCCAUUCGAUAAGGCGUAAAAUGGUUGUGUGUUUCCGUUUGCACCAACGACCUUAAUUUGUUAUGCCAAUCUUAAACUUUUUUUGGUAUUCCAGGUUUUUUUUUAUUAUUAUUUUGCGAAAUGUGUUCAUAACCACUAAAUUUGCUUUAAAGGUUACAUACUUGUUGCUUCGUUUGAUCAUAUUCGAUUAUAUAAAAAAAAAUAACCCAGGAUAACUAGAGACAUAAAGGUUGGGAGGAGGUCAUUGUUUAUUAUUACUCAAGUAAGGAAUCGUUAAAAGAUAAGUCCACGAUAAAACGAUAAGCCGACCUAACUACCCGUUUUUGGCGAUGUCAUUGGAAAUAAAUAAAUUACUCUUUCUUUCAUGCAUUUAUUACAGAUUGUAUCCACUUUGCAAGAAAACAAUUUUAAAAGCAUUUUUUGGAAAAAAAAGCAAUUUGUCCUUAAUACUGUUGUUUUAUAAGUGACUUAAAUGAUAUUAUAAUUCAUAUUUUCAAAUUAGUAUUUCGUAAGUUAAACUAAUGCGAGUAAUAUCUCAUUACGUUUAUAUUUUUUUCUACAACAAUAUUGUUAAAAUGACCUUUUACAUCAACACUAAAUUACGUGUUUUAUUUUUUACCUACCAAUGGAACGGAUUUAUGCGUAAUCUUAUCAUUUUUAUUGAAACUAAAUAAAAGUUAUACAUACCCGUAA